AGAUCCUAAUACACACAAAAAUUCACAAAACCCUCCAUAGAAAUCCUAGUCUCCUAGCGUGAAUCCAAGAACUUUGUCAGUCAUGGCCAUCCUCUCUGAUUAUGAAGAGGAUCAGCAGCAUCAACAAUCUUCUUCUUCUUCUUCCUUGUCUUCUAAGAAAGACAUCAUUCUUGCUGAGAAAGAACCUGAGGCCACAGCCAAAAAGCCAGAGGAGGAGGAGGAGAAGCAGCAGAAAGAGAACAAACUUGUUCCCAACAAAGACAAUGGCCUUGAUAUGGAGAAUUAUUCAUGGGGUCAAUCCCUUCAGGAAGUCACUGUAAACGUGCCAGUCCCUCAAGGCACUAAAUCCAGCCUUCUUUUGUGUGACAUAAAGACGAACUCUUUGAAGGUUGGUCUCAAGGGUCAGCCUCCAAUCAUCGAUGGAGAGCUAUACAAGCCUGUGAAAGUUGACGAUUGUAUUUGGAGUUUGGAGGAUAAGAAGAUGAUCACUAUUCUUAUUUGCAAGAGAGAUCAGAGCGAGUGGUGGAAAUCUUUGUUGAAGGGUGAUCCAAAGAUUGACACACAAAAAGCUGAACCAGGGCCAAGCAAGUUGUCUGACUUGGACUCUGAGACCCGUUCUGCUGUGGAGAAGAUGAUGUUUGAUCAGAGGCAGAAACAGAUGGGACUUCCAACAAGCGAUGAGAUCCAAAAACAAGAGUUGAUGAAACAAUUCAUGGCUCAGAAUCCCAACAUGAAAUUCCCCCCAGGAGCUCAGUUCAUGUGAGAUUAGGAAGACAGAAAGAUUUGAUCUUUUUUAGUUCGUAGUUGAUGUUUAUGGCUAUAGGUUAGACUAUAUGCAGUUCUAAUUUUUGUUGCUUUCCUUUAGGAUUAAUAAUUUGUUUACAAAUUUAAGCCUGU
Messenger RNA from Quercus lobata, 897 nucleotides. Its product is annotated as protein BOBBER 1-like. The transcript has a single exon. Gene Ontology annotation, cellular component: cytoplasm. The coding region runs from base 83 to 763 and encodes 226 amino acids. The record is from RefSeq and is a predicted model, not a curated record. Lineage: Eukaryota; Viridiplantae; Streptophyta; Magnoliopsida; Fagales; Fagaceae. Gene Ontology annotation, biological process: protein folding.